AUGGCUUACAAUCUUCAACCACUCAUCACCAUUCUUGAAGGAAUUCUUGAUCCUCACCAAUCACGAUGGAUUGUUGAUGAAAACAACCCUCAACUACAAUCCCUUCUCGACAAAGCUACUUCUCUUCAGCACCUCCUUAAUAAUUUACUUUAUCCAAACCGUCUGACGAAAGUAACACGAAAUCUUGGUUAUGUUAUGGAGCAAGCAGAGAAGCUCAUCAUGGAGAUGGAGGAUAAGAUGAUGCCGCGAGAGCUUCAUUCUGCUAUGGAACAACUGAAGCUCGUGGAUAAGAAGAUGCCAUCUAGCAGUUCAUCGAGUUCCAAGGGUGCUGUGGGAAUUGAUGAAGCUCAAGGAUCGGCUGAUCGGUCAGCAGCAGAAGAAGCUGGAGAUUGUCCCCAUCGUUGCCUUCUUCGAUGCAUAACUGGAAAUGAAUGUGAUCAACAUAUUGAUGAGUUAAAAGUUAUGUUGCAUAAGAGCUUGUAUGGUAGAAAGUACUUGAUUGUAUUAGAUGAUAUAUGGAGCACCAAAUUCUGGGAUGAGAUCAAGAUGUACUUCCCAGAUAACAACAAAGGGAGUUGCAUUGUGAUCACCACUAGGGAAUCUGAUGUGGCAAAAUAUGCAGACUCUUUGAGUCUGCAGCAUCACAAACUUGUGUUUGGAGAAGAGGAGUGCCCUCCUGAAUUACAAGAGAUUGGUCGAAAGAUCGCCAAGGAUUCCGAUGGGCUUCCUCUAGCCAUCAGUGUGAUUGGAGGGCUGCUAUCUAAGAUGGAAAGAUCAGAAGAUGUUUGGAGGAAAACUGGGGACAGUAAAGACUUCGAGAUUAGAGGCUCCAGACUCAUACUUUCGUGGGUUGCAGAAGGAUUUGUAAAAUCAAAUGGGGAAAGAAGUUUGGAGGAAGAGGCCGAGGAUUGGCUAAAGUCUCUAAUACAUAGAAAUCUAUUUCAAGUCAGAAAAUACAAAAGGGAUGGAAAACCAAAGAGUUACAGCAUGCAUGAUAUGUUGAGGGAUAUGUGCAUCAGGAAAUCUGCUGAAGACAAGUUUAUGAAUGGUCCCAACAAGUUCACAUUCUCGAAUUCACGCCGCAUGAGUUUUUACACAUCAGACAAAUUGGAAGAUGGAAAUGUUUCAACAGAGUCAAUGUCACUAACUCGAUCUGUUAUAUGGAUUGGUCAUGAGACUCAGUAUCGAUCUAGUGCAUUUUCCGCAGCAAGAUUGCUAAGGGUGUUAGACUUAAUGUAUAUGCAUUUCUCUAAUUUCCCAACAGAAAUAUUUGAACUUGUGAAUCUACCCUUCUUAGGUGUCAACUGCUAUAGUAUACCAAGAGGAAUAUCAAGAUUGUGGAAUUUGCAAACCUUGAUUGGUUAUUGCACGUUCGAUGAGCCAGCUGAGCUAUGGAAGCUCUCUGAGUUAAGAUAUCUCAAUGUGGAAGGAAUUGAGUUCUCAAAAGAUGUGGAAAUGAACUUUAGUGUUCUGAAGAGGAGCCAACAACUUGGGAUGCUGGAAGUGCUCACGAUAGAAAACUGCAGUUUUGAUGAGAUACGUGAUGAAGAGAAAGAGGCAACAAAGGGAGAUGAGUUUGAAAGCGAGUGGGACAUAUGGGAUGAGACAUGUGAUGAAGAGUGGGAGUUAGCAGAUGGAGAUGAGUUCCCCUCACUGCAGUUUCUAUAUCUUGAAGAUUUAAGGCUCGUGCGUUGGAUAGCCGAUGAGACCAACUUCCCUAAACUCCGCCACCUCCUUUAA
Salvia splendens (bonfire salvia) is the source of this 1740-nucleotide messenger RNA. RefSeq names its product putative late blight resistance protein homolog R1A-3. NCBI's taxonomy places the organism in Eukaryota, Viridiplantae, Streptophyta, Magnoliopsida, Lamiales, Lamiaceae. The record is from RefSeq and is a predicted model, not a curated record. The coding region runs from base 1 to 1740 and encodes 579 amino acids. Gene Ontology annotation, molecular function: ADP binding. Gene Ontology annotation, biological process: defense response to other organism. The transcript has 5 exons.